Molecule: messenger RNA, 1834 nt
Organism: Hippoglossus stenolepis (Pacific halibut)
Lineage: Eukaryota; Metazoa; Chordata; Actinopteri; Pleuronectiformes; Pleuronectidae
Gene: tmem276a
Product: transmembrane protein 276a
Exons: 4
Coding region: 316-1218 (300 amino acids)
Cellular component (GO): membrane
Source: RefSeq, a predicted model, not a curated record
CAUCUACUGGAGAGAGAGGUGCUGGACUGGCCAGUAUCUAGGCUAGACUGAGUUCAGAGGCGCACAGCGGAGACAACCAAAAUAGCAAACCCAGGCUCACAUUUAUUUAUUUAUCCCCCAGCCUCUGGAUUUUGGUUUUUUUCCGGCGAUGGUUGGCACAUCAGCCAAAUGGGGGCUCCGGUGAUUCAUCUGCGCUUCAGAUUUCCCCGUAUUGCUCAAUUUCCUCCGCACCUCAGCCACUGACAGCGGCAGCCGGGAGCGGGGGUCCUGCUGUCCCGUGGAAUUAUCAAGGCAACCGAGACACAUGCAUGGAACAUGGCUGCGAUGAGGACUUUAACCGCGGCGGGUCUCUUCCUGGCGUUCUGCGCUCUGGGGCUGAUCGCAGUGGCGAUCGGCACCGACAACUGGUACGAGACGGACGCGAGGAGGCACCGGGAGCGCUGCAAGAAUUACUCGAACAAAAGGAACGACCCCGGCUACAUCUACAUCUCCAACAACAACCUCCCGCUCCGCAUGCUGCCCAAGGAGAAGAGCGUGGAGAGGAAGGGCUCCGGCGUCGGCGGCGAGAUGCUGCUGCGGGCCAAGCGGCACUUCUUGCCUCCCGCCUCGGCCAUGGAGUCCCUCUGCAGUCGGCAAUUCAACUCCACCAUCACGGGACUGUGGAGAAAGUGCCACCGAGAGGGGUUUGACUUGGAGACGGAGGAUUUGAUCUUUAAAGGAUUGGUUCCGCGCUGCACGCCAAUAAAAUACUACUACUCAUCCUCAACGCUGCCCAGGAACCUGCCAAUCAAUCUGACCAAGACAAUAAGGCAGGAUGAGUGGCACGCGCUCCACCUGCAGAGGAUGACUGCCAGCUUCGUGGGCAUGGCCAUAUCCAUCAUCCUGUUCGGCUGGGUCAUAGGCGUGCUGGGCUGCUGUAAGAAGCAUGAUCUCAUGCAGUAUGUCGCUGGACUUCUCUUUCUCAUGGGAGGGACGUGCUGCAUAAUCUCUCUUUGCACAUGUGUGGCCGGGAUCAACUUCGAGCUGUCCCGCUAUCCCCGCUACAUGUUUGGCAUACCAGAGGACAUCAGCCACGGUUACGGAUGGUCCAUGUUCUGUGCGUGGGGAGGACUGGGCCUCACACUGCUGGCUGGUUUCCUGUGCACACUCGCCCCUUCCCUCUACCCUCCACAAACCCCUGUGGUGCACAAGCCCAGGCAGGAGAAUGGCAGCGUGUGACAGGCCGCCGCACAUCUAACAGACACCUGUCUCAUCCUGAAACAGUGACGAGCCCUGUUCCAGAGACAGUUUCACCCAGGGACUCAGAGCAGUGGGAGCCCUCACACAGAGAAAGCACAGGACUCUGGCUCUUGCUCACAUGAAAAUGAAAAAUAAAGAGGUGACAUCUGACUGACUGAAGACGCUUUCAGCUCCUCUGGUGCUUUUUUCCGUCCCUCUUCAUGAAUGAACUGUUCAUUGUUAUUGCUUGCUCUCGAACAGAAGAAUAGAUAUACACAUUUUUCUUCCUGUAAAAUCUACUAGUUUGAGAAGAAAAGAAAAAAAACAAACAGAAAAAGAAAACACUGGCAGAAGACCCAUAGCACAACUUUAAAAUCUGUAUUGAAGGUGGAUGUGUACUGUCACAUUUCAAAGGGCAACUGUGUAUCAUUAUGUACCCAUUUAAAACAAGAUAUGUACAUGUACUUUUUAAACUGUAUGUAUGCAGAUGCAUUUGUGUUUAUUCAAGGAAAAAUAUGAGCAUUAAGACCAAACUGUGUUUGAGGGAAAUGUUUUGUUGUUCUUGAGGUCUGACCCCCAUCAAAAUAUUUUUGAAAAAUAAAACAGUCAUGCAAAA